Messenger RNA from Beta vulgaris subsp. vulgaris (sugar beet), 4158 nucleotides. Its product is annotated as putative F-box protein At5g55150. The transcript has a single exon. Gene Ontology annotation, molecular function: protein binding. Lineage: Eukaryota; Viridiplantae; Streptophyta; Magnoliopsida; Caryophyllales; Amaranthaceae. The record is from RefSeq and is a predicted model, not a curated record. Bases 2725 to 3849 code for a protein of 374 amino acids.
UUUAUGGAGUAUGUGAAAAGUGAUCAAAACUCUGAUAAAGUAUUUAAAAAGUUGUUUGAAUUUUUAAAAGAAACUAAUAUAUUAUUAUUGCCGCGCUAGUGGCGUGUACCAAAUUUUUCAAAAGUUAGUUAGAAAGUCAACGUAUGAUUUGCGUAAUUGCAAUUUCUAACCAAUCGAAGUUUCCACAUAAUUGUGAUUUGCCUUUUUUAAUAGUGCGGAUGGGUCCAGAAUGAUUCAUUAAAACGUAAUAAAGAAUAUAUUAUGUUGCAAUGUCCAUUGUCAUGUACUCAUGAAUGUUAGUGUUUUUGAAUAACAAAAGAUUGUCUAUGUUAGUUGCAAUUAAAAAUAUUAGUAUGAUUUUGAGAGAAAAUCUAAUCCCUAAUAUGUAAUGUAGAGCUUACUCAAAUUUAAGGGGUCAUUUUCCAAAUCAAAAAAUAAUCCAAUGUAACUAGUUUACCUUUUGAAAUUUUAAUAUAUGUGUUAAAUAUAUGUAAAGAUAUUCUAUAUUGUAUAUUAGGAAAGUCAAUAUUAUGUUUUUAAGAAUUAGUGUACAUGCAUGAUAUUGUUGCUUUGUAUAAGGUGUAAUGCAUGCUCAUGAUCAUAUUGAUGAUGGAAUAUAUUGACCACUAUGUGAAUAAUAACAUUUGAGGAAAAUAUUCCAUUAUGGUAUCAGAUUUCUAGGGUAUUCUCACUAUCUUUUCUUCCGCCAGCACCCUAGUAGUCCAAAGUCCCUCGGGAGCUUUGUCAGGCUUUCAUCUGUCUUAUUCCUAAACAACACCCCCCUGAAAUGAUCAAACAUCUUUGCCUAAUUAGUCUUUGUAAUACGAUCGACAAACUCCUCAUGAAAGUUGUUGUGAAUAGGUUGAAAUCUCUUAUUCCUCAUUGGAUCUCACCAAACCAAAACAAUUUUAUAAAAGGGAGAGGUACGGACAUUAACCUUGUUGUAGCAUCGGAAAUUCUCUACUCGAUGCAUAAAAAGAAAGGAAAGUUAGGGUGGUUCGCCUUGAAAAUUGAUUUGGAGAAAGCCUAUGACCGGAUGGAGUGGAGUUUUGUGAGAUCAUGCCUUGAAACUCGAUCUAGAUGACAUGUCUAUUGAUUAAAUUAUGAGCUGCAUUUUCCAAUCGGCCUCGGCUAUCUUGGCAAAUGGGAGAGCUACAAAGGUUAUCAACCUCACUAGGGGGCUUAGGCAGGGGGGACCCCAUGUCACCGCAUCUUUUUAACAUUUGCCUGGAUUCAUUAACCCAAUUAAUAAACCAGGCUACUCAUGAUGGGGAAUGGACCCCCUUUUGGGUCGGGAAAGAUAAAGUCCAAGUGUCUCAUAUGAUGUUUGCCGAUGACUUGUUGUUAUUUGGUCGUGUUGAUGAAAACACAGCUUUUGCGGUUAGAAAUGUAUCAAAUCAAUUAUGUGAUAUUGAAUCCUCAUGAUCCAAUGGAGGAAUUUGCGGGGAAAAUAUAUGCAAUCUCGGCGGAGCAAACAGAAGCGUAUGCAGUUUUGAGGGCAAUGACAGACAUGGAAUGGAGAUGUUCGGAGCUGAUAAUCAAAACGGACAAUCAAGAAAUUAUCAGGGCACUUAAUAGUUCAGGAAAGACCAACAAGGACUUAGACCAUAUAAUCAAGGAUAUAAAAACUAUAGCUAAUAGUUUUGUUUUUUUAUGUUGUAAAAAAGUAAAAAGGGAGGAAGUCAUUUUAGCGCAUAAACUAGCUACAAUAGCUAGGAAAAGCUAAGUGUUCUCCUCCUAUUUCAUGCUUUUACCCAUUGUAAAAAAAAAAAAAAAAAUAAAUUAUGUGAGAUGUCAGGGCAAAAAGUUAAUGAACACAAGAGUCGUGUAGUUUUCUCUCCUAACACUCAGGAGGAGCAUAAAGAGCUCUUUCAAAACACUUUGAAUAUUGAGGAAAAUGAAAACUUGGAUCUCUACUUAGACAUGCCACUUUCACACAAAAGACCAACAAGAAGUCAUCAGGUCCAAUCUAUUGUUGACAAAGUGAAACAAAAAUUAUUAGCUAGGUGGCGGAAAAUAAAUUACCUUUGAUAAGUCAGGUGGCUUUGCUUAAUAUCAUCUACCCUUUCCACUAUCCCCGUUUAUUAUAUGCAAGCAACUUAUUUAAGAUAGAAUAUUUAAAAAAAACUAAUAAAAUUAAGUAUGAGAUUUAUGAAUAAUAAUAUAUUUAAUAAUUAUAACUGACUCAAAACAUUACAAAAAUUGCAUAGUAUAAGGUUUGAUCCCGAAGCCUCAAGUACAUAUACUAACAAAGUCUUAACCACCAGACUAAAUUGUUAUUAUUAUUAUAAAAUACUAUAUUAAUAAAUAAAUUUUUUCUUAUCCGGAAAAUAAUUCGGACCUAAUAAUUAGUUUUAUCUUUAACACGAGGAAAGUUGAGGACUAUCAAAUUAAUUUCCUCAUUACAUUUUGGCAUUAUCCCGCAAUAGUAUGAAAUUGACCCAGCUCAAUAUUGGUUCCAAGUCUAAAUAAAAGGCAUCAUAAAAAAAAAACCCAUAAACCCUAAAACCAUGAACACAUUCUAGCUUUACCGCAAUAAUAAACCCCAAAACCCUAAAACCCUAAAACUCUAAAACCCUAAAAACUACAAACCGACACAAAAAAACCGUAAUCCCCAAGUAAAAACAUAUUAAUAUCAAAUCAACUUAACUAUAUAUACUUACAUAUAAAACUCCCCUGUUUUCUCAAAAUCACAAACAAUAAUUCCCCUGUUUUUUCACAAAGAUGACUAACUGGUCAGAGAUGAACGAAGACAUCUUAUCUCUCAUCAUCACCAAAUUAAAAAACCCAUCACAUCACAUUCAAAUCUCAUCCGUCUGUUCUUCUUGGAGAUCAAUCGCACUAAAAUUUCGGUACACCUUAUCACACCCAAUCCCAUCUAUUAUGGUUUCUCUUCCUCAACACCCUCAUCAACGUACAUUCAUCAAUUUCCUCGUUAAUCCUCCACCGUUUGAUCAUUCUCAUCAAUAUCACACCAUCCCAUCUUCUUACACGUGUAUUGGGUCCUACCUAGGUUGGUUAGUCCUCACUGUACACGAUAAAAACUCAAUCUUUCUCUUUAAUCCUUUCAUCAACAAAUUUCGUUCACUUCCUAAAUUACAAAAAGAAAAAGUUAUAAAAGCUGUGAUUUCUUGUUCACCUUCUAUUGACUCGGAGUGUGUCGUUUUGAUACUGUUCAGUAAACAAGGUGCUGCGUUUUGUAGAGUUGGGGAUGUUUCUUGGACUAAUUUUGACCAUUUCUUUGAUGAAAAUGAAUGUGAGUUUUCUGAUGCUCUGUUUUUUGAAGGAACAUUUUAUUUAGUUGAUGAGUAUGGAAAGAUUUACACGUGUAAUCUUGAUAUUGGUUUGAUACUAGAGAUUUCUUUUCAACCGUCUGAUUUAACCAAGAUUAGACAUAAAUAUUACUUGGUUGAAUUUGAUGGGAAACUUUGUAGGGUAUUUCGAAGGUUUUCAUUUAAUGAAAGUUUUUACUAUGAAAAUAAUGUCAUCAAUGAUGAUAAUAAUGUUGUUAAUAAUAAUGGUUAUGUGACCCGAGAGUUUCGCAUUUGUAAAAUGGAUCCGGGUAAGAGAAAUUGGGUUGGUGUUGAUAGUAUUGGAGAGUAUGCUAUGUUCUUGGGUAUGAAUAAUUCGAUUUGUAUAUCAGAAGUCGAAGUUGGGGGAAUAAAAGGGAACCGAAUAUAUUUUACUGAUGAUAGACAAAGGAAUGUUAAGCAUUUUGGGUUUAUUUGGCCUGGAAAAGAUGUGGGUAUUUAUGAUUUGGAUGAUUCGAGUUUUCAAAUGCUUUGUGAGACACAAUGUGAAUGGUUAAAGGAUCCGUGUGCAAUAUGGGUUGCCCCGUUACCUUGGUAGAGAUUUGUGAAUUGAAGGAAUAUAUAAAGAUUUUGGUACAUAUAUAAUGUUGAAAGUUUGUUUUUUUUUUUUGGGUGUGUAAUUUAGGAAGAUUCUUUUGUUAUUGUAGAAAUAUGUUGGCAUUCUUAUUUUGUUGCAUGAGAAAAUAACAGUGAAGAAGUGGAAUAAUGGAAACUAAUGUUUUGUUUCUUAAUUUUUGAAGAUUGUAAUAUAGAAGUAUUUUUCUUUCCAAUGGGGUGUGUGGCUAAUAGAUACCACUAUAAUAAAUGCUAUUCGAUUUAAAUAGAUGUUACAAAAAGUUUCACUUCA